AUGUGGCUGUGUACUCUCCUUCCUGUUCUCUUUGGCUGUCCCUCUGGGUCUGCCCCUUCUCACCCAACAGCCUGGCUGUUGCCAAGGCAGAGGCCUCACUUUGACCGUCCUGGAGAUAUUAUGGUGGGUGGCAGCUUCUCCGUCUUUCGAUUCUCUAAUAGUACUCUGUCUGACUUCACUGCCCCACCAGCUGAACUGCUUGCUUCGGGAGUUUCCCAGUGGGGCUACCGGGUGGCCCAGAGUUUUGUCUUUGCCAUCGAGGAAAUUAAUAGGAGUGCUCACUUGUUGCCUAAUUUGACCCUUGGCUUCUCCAUUCGAAACUCAGGGGAUUCAGUGCAUGGAGCCGUCCAUGAGACUAUGAGCCUGCUCACAGGGCAGGAGGAGCCCAUCCCCAACUACACAUGCCAACAUCGCUCACCACUGGCUGCGCUGGUUGGGGACACAAGGUCAUCCCUGUCUGUCUCCAUGGCCAGACUUCUGGGGCUGUACAGGUUUCCCCAGGUCAGUUACUCAUCCUCACUACCCAGCCUCAGUGACAAGAUCCAGUUCCCAUCUUUCUUGCGGACCCUGACUAGUGACCUCAGAUCAUCUCUUGCAGUGACCCAGCUGAUAAUUCACUUUCGGUGGUCCUGGGUGAUCAUUCUGGCCCAUGACGAUGAUUUUGGGCAGCAGGCCAGCUCUCUGGCCAAUCAGGAGCUGAGCCCAGCCGGUGUGUGCAUUGAGUACACUCUCCAUGUCCCUUCCCAUGAGUCCUUGGGGAAGAUUGAAGAGAUUGCCCAGAAGAUGCAGAAAUACACAGCCAGGGUUGUUCUGGUUUUCCUAAGCAAUUCUAAUUUCCAACUCAUCCUGUAUGGCUUACUGGACACCACUGUGUCAGGCCAAGUCUGGGUCAGCAAGGGCACUCUACACAUGGCACUAGCCCUGGCCAUUCCAGGCAUUUCCCAGGUACUGCAUAGCACAUUUGGUCUUCUGUACCACAGCAGCAGUGCAAUUGGCUUCCCUGAGUUUCUUGGUCACCUGCGCCCCAGCCAGGCCCCAGGAGACGUGUUCAUAAAGAAGUUCUGGGAGUCUACCUUUGAUUGUACAUGGCCCCACCAGAGCAGCCCAGUAAUAGAGGGUGUUCAGUUGUGCUCAGGAAAUGAGAGUCUGAAAAACAAGCUGUACCCUUUCCAAGAAGUGAGUAAAAUUGAUGCUGCUUACACAGCUGUCUACAGCAUUGCCCAUGCUCUGCAAGAUAUGAUUGACUGCGAGCACCAGGAUGGGAAAGGUAGAGAUUCCCAGGCCUUCCAGCACUGGCAGCUGCUUCACGCCCUCAGGAAGGUGCACUUCAAAACUCCUGAUGGAAGUGAAAUUAUGUUUGAUGCUAAUGGAGAUUUGGUCACAAAAUUUGCCAUUUUCCAAGGGCAGAAGACCCCCGAGGGUGUAUUUCACUUAGCUCACGUAGGAAUGAUCAACCCUCAAGUCUCUUCGGGUAAUAAAAUGAUGGUCCAUUUGAAGGAGGAUCUCCAAGUGCCCACCUCUGUCUGCAGUGAAAGCUGCCUUCCAGGGUUCAGCCAAGUGCCCAGGCUGGGAGCCCCCCAGUGCUGUUUUGAUUGCAGUCUUUGCCCCGAGGGACAGUUUGCAGACAAAAAAGACAUGAAGAGAUGUCUUCCAUGCCCCGAGGAGCAGUACUCGAGCCAUAGCAGAGACCACUGCCUGCCCAGGACAGAGCUCUUCCUGGCCUUUGAGGAACCUCUGGGAUUCCUGCUGGCUUCGGUGGCACUCUUCCUGGCCGGUCUGGCCGCCCUGGUUCUGGGAGUGUUCCUGAAGCACAGGGACACCCCUGUGGUCAGGGCCAACAACAGAACCCUCAGCUACGUACUCCUGACGUCGCUCUCCCUCUGUGCCCUGUGUGCCCUGCUGUUCCUUGGCCGCCCCAGUGUGACCACAUGCCUCCUCCGUCAGACCACCUUUGCUGUGGUGUUCACGGUGGCCAUCUCCUGUGUUCUAGCCAAGACUCUCACAGUGGUCCUGGCUUUCAGGGCCACCAAGCCUGGGGGCAGGAUCCAGGUUUGCCUGAGCCCCGGAGCUCCUACCUCAAUGGUCCUCGUCGCUUCCUCCAUGCAGGUCGUUCUCUGUGGGCUCUGGUUGGCCACCUCUCCACCGUUCCCAGAAAGGGAUAUGGUCUCAGAGCCCCAGCACACUGUCAUUCGGUGCCAGGAGGGUUCUGGCACUGUCUUCCUCUGUGUGCUGGGCUACUUAGGGCUCCUGGCAGGGGGCACCUUCUCCGUGGCCUUUCUGGCCAGGGGCCUGCCAGAUGUCUUCAACGAGACUAAGUUCCUGACCUUCAGCAUGCUGCUCUUCUGCAGUGUCUGGACAACCUUCCUGCCUCUGUACCACAGUGCCCGGGGCAAGGCCACUGUAGCUGUAGAGAUCUUCUCCAUCCUGGCCUCCACUGCUGGGCUUCUGGGUGGCAUCUUCAUCCCCAAGUGCUACAUCAUCCUGCUGAAACCAGAGAGGAACACCCCUGCCUGGCUAAGGCAAAACCUCCAGGCACAGCAGGAUCGGCAGAGUGAGAUCCUCCAAACAAGGUGUCUCCCCAGGUCCAUACCACACAACUUCGUGAUGUAGUCCUUGGGGGAGUCACCAGGACCAGCCAUGUGAUUUUUGGCUCACUGUUUCACU
Messenger RNA from Phodopus roborovskii (desert hamster), 2664 nucleotides. Its product is annotated as vomeronasal type-2 receptor 26. The record is from RefSeq and is a predicted model, not a curated record. Gene Ontology annotation, cellular component: membrane. Gene Ontology annotation, molecular function: G protein-coupled receptor activity. Lineage: Eukaryota; Metazoa; Chordata; Mammalia; Rodentia; Cricetidae. Gene Ontology annotation, biological process: G protein-coupled receptor signaling pathway. The transcript has 6 exons. Bases 1 to 2610 code for a protein of 869 amino acids.